This is a messenger RNA of Nerophis ophidion (straightnose pipefish), 4248 nucleotides long. It is a transcript of the gene ror2, whose product is annotated as receptor tyrosine kinase-like orphan receptor 2. Gene Ontology annotation, molecular function: protein binding; ATP binding; transmembrane receptor protein tyrosine kinase activity. The record is from RefSeq and is a predicted model, not a curated record. Lineage: Eukaryota; Metazoa; Chordata; Actinopteri; Syngnathiformes; Syngnathidae. Gene Ontology annotation, biological process: protein phosphorylation; multicellular organism development; cell surface receptor protein tyrosine kinase signaling pathway. Bases 84 to 2900 code for a protein of 938 amino acids. The transcript is spliced from 10 exons. Gene Ontology annotation, cellular component: signaling receptor complex.
CGCCCCGACUCCUUGUGUCCCGGACUGCCUGCUGACUCUAACAGGCAGAACAAGAAGGCAAGAAGCGGCUAAAAGAAGACAAAAUGAACUUUUCUUUCCCAGUGAGGAAUUUGUUUUGGAUGUGUUUUUUUCUUCUGGGUGUCGUCAUGAGAUGCUUCGGUGGCCCUGGGCUCUCAGUGGAUGUAGACAGUCCGGUUGAGUCUCAAAGUGGAACUGCACCGACGCAAGAAGGUUACUUCCUAGAGGUGGUGGAGCCAGUCAACAACAUCACACACUUCCAGGGCCAGACAGCCACGCUGCACUGCAAAGUGGUUGGGAACCCACGACCGAUCAUACGCUGGCUUAAAAACGACGCGCCGGUGGUCCAGGAGCAAGGACGCAUCACUAUUCGCAAAACAGAGGCAGGAUCCAAGCUUCGCAUCCAGGACCUGGACACCACAGACACUGGCUACUAUCAGUGUGUUGCCUCCAACUCGCUUAAAGUCAUCUCAGCCACAGGGGUGCUUUACGUCAAACUAGGACAGAUGCCGACGCAUGGACCAGAUGAUUCGUCACAAGAAAAAGGUUUCUGCCAGCCAUACCGUGGCAUUGCUUGUGCACGCUUCAUCGGCAACCAGAGCAUUUAUGUGGAGUCUCUGCAGAUGCAAGGAGAAAGUGAAAACCGCAUUACAGCUGCCCUCACAAUGAUUGGCACCUCCACUCACCUGUCAGAUCAGUGUUCCAAAUUUGCCAUUCCGUCCUUCUGCCAUUACGUUUUCCCACUAUGUGAUGAGGGAUCCCGCAGUCCCAGGCGACGUCAACUCUGUCGGGACGAGUGUGAGGCCCUUGAGAAUAACCUGUGCCAUGCCGAGUACAGCGUUGCCCGAGCCAACCCCAUGAUCCUGAUGCAGCUAGAGCUUCCACGCUGCCACCUGCUGCCUCGGCCUGGCACACUCGAUGCUGCUUCCUGUAUGAGGAUAGGCGUGCCGUCAGAAAAACUACACACACAGUACCCAACAGACCAGAGCUGCUACAACGGAAGUGGUGCUGACUAUAGGGGCACCGUCAGCGCCACAACAUCAGGUCAUCACUGCCAGCCAUGGAGCACUCAAUACCCUCACAGUCACCAUCUGGCCCAGGAGUACCCUGAACUAUGGGGCAGCCACAACUACUGUCGCAACCCAGGAGGCCAGAUGCAAGCUCCUUGGUGUUUCACCUUGAACCCCCGGGUCAGGGUAGACAUUUGUGACAUUCAGCCUUGCCAAGCUCCAGAGAACACCAGAAAGGAGAUACUGUUUAUUCUUAUCCCUGCCAUUGCCGUCCCUUUGAUCAUCGCUUGCCUCUUCUUCUUGGUCUGCAUGUGUCGAAACAAACUGAAGACACCGAGUGACAUGCCUCCUCGCUGUCAGCCCAGCAGCUCAUCCAACCAAGACAUAGAGCUAUCCCUCCUCAACCAGCAGAAACAUCAGGCAAAGCUGCGGGAGAUCAAUGUGUCAGCUGUUCGAUUUAUGGAGGAGCUUGGUGAGGAUCGCUUUGGCAAGGUUUACAAGGGUCACCUGUACGGCACUGCACCUGGUGAGCCAACACAGUUGGUGGCCAUUAAGACACUAAAGGACAAGAUUGAUCCCAUCCUGGCUGAGGAAUUUCGCCAUGAGGCCCUGCUCCGCUCGCACAUUCAGCAUCAGAAUAUUGUUUGUCUUGUGGGCGCGGUCAUUAAGGAGCAACCAAUGAACAUGAUCUUUACGUAUUCCAGCCUUGGAGACCUCCAUGAGUACCUGGUCAUGCGCUCCCCCAACUCGGACGUUGGCAGCUCCGAUGAUGACAGGACAGUAAAAUCCACAUUGGAGCCAACAGAUUUCCUUCAUGUUGUCACCCAGAUUGCUGCCGGAAUGGAGUACCUGUCCAGCCAACAAAUUGUCCACAAAGACCUCGCAGCUCGGAAUAUUCUGGUUUUUGACAAACUUAGCAUUAAGAUUCUAGAUCUAGGUCUCUUGAGGGACGUCUACUCAGCCGAUUAUUACAAUCUGAUGGGAACAAGCUCUUUUCCAAUUCGCUGGAUGUCACCUGAGGCUAUCAUGUAUGGAAAGUUCUCCACAGACUCUGAUAUCUGGUCUUACGGUGUUUUGCUGUGGGAGACCUUUAGUUACGGUCUGCAGCCGUAUUGUGGCUACUCCAAUCAGGAUGUCAUUGAUAUGGUGCGCAGCCACCAAGUAUUGCAGUGUCCUGACGACUGCCCGGCCUGGAUAUACACCUUGAUGCUGGAGUGCUGGAGUGAAUUCCAGGAAAGAAGGCCUCGCUUUAAGGACAUUCACACGCGUCUGCGCUCUUGGGAGUGUCUUUCAAACUACAACAACUCUGCUCAAACUUCUGGCACCAGCAACACCACCCAGACCAGUUCUCUCAGCAUCAGCCCAGUGAGCAACAUCAGCAUGAGCACAGUGAAUGCAUCACGCUACCCAAGCCCCAAAAAGAGUUCCCCCUUCCAUCAAGCCCAGUUUAUGCCAAUGAAAGGUCAGAUGCAUCGACCAUUGGUCCCCCCACAACUCUACAUUCCAAUCAAUGGUUACCACCCUAUGCCAGCUUACCCGUAUCUGCACAACUUUUACCCCAUGCAAAUCUCCAUGCCUAUGCCCCACCAGCAAGUCCAACACCCACCACAGAUGGUCCCCAAAGCUGGGUCCCACCACAGCGGAAGCGGCUCCACAUCAACAGGCUAUGUCACCACCGCUCCUUCCAGCAACUCGGUGGCAGAGAGAGCAGCUAUGCUCAGUGACGACUUUAAGACCAAGGACCAAACUGCCGCCACGUCCCAGGCCGAGCUUGGGCAAAACGAGAACUCAUCAGCACCUGAGACCGAAUUAUUGGGCGAUAAUGAGCUUCGACAAACUGAUGAGCUGGCGACCCAGUUGUCAGAAUCAUAGGUGGAGACUUGUCCAGGGUGUACCCCGCCUUCCGCCUGAAUGCAGCUGAGAUAGGCUCCAGAAGCCCCCGCGACCCUUAACGGGACCAGUGGUAGAAAAUGGAUGGAUGGAUAAGAAAACAGCCACAUUCAUUUGGACAACACCGCUUUACCUAAUCAUACAUUUGAUUUUACAUAUUAAAUGAAAUAUUAAAUGACAAUAUACAAAAAUAUAGCGAUAUUUAGUGUAAUAAUUGUAUCACAUUUCCAUAUUCCUUAAAUUCUUACACAUGAGCAGAUGCAGGGGCUGCAUGAAUUCCAAUAGGAGCAUGUCUCGCCAAAACACGGGUGAGAAAUGUUGGCAUACAUCAAAAAAGUGUCUCUAUUCAGCAUGAUAAGCUAGCUGUUAAUCCUGAUAGGGCGACUCCAUGGAGACAAGCAGAGCAGCAUGUUGUGCAGGCGUAAUAACAGCAGUCCGGUCUUUAACGCAUGCCGAGUUAACCACCACGGAAGUGAAAAGAGGCGACUGGCUAAAUGUUGUUAGUGCCGGCCAGCAAGGUGGUGGGCGUGAUUGUGGGGCCGCUGCUUCAGGGUGCUUCACAACGUUGCUUUCUUGCCACUUCGGCCUACGAAAGUGCUUGAACCUGUUUUUUUAAAUUGAUAUCGCAGAAGAUCAUUUUCAGUAAAUUCGGUCAGCCAAAAUCAGGAUUCAGCAUUGAAUAUUAAUUGUGCAGCCCUACUCUAAAACUAUCCAAACAAAAACAUCCAUUAAUCAGUGUCUAAUAAUAUGUCAGUAAUAAUACAUUUGUUUCAUUGUUAACAAUAUGUUGAGGGGCAACAAAAAUGUGUGCUAAAAAUGUCCCCCCUGCCACUUUUUGAACGCCUCUGUGCCUUACUUGUAUAUCUUCUGGUUCACCUGGCUUAUAAAUAACAUAAUUUUACUUUACCCAGUUGCACAGAUUUGUAAUUUAUGUUAUUUAGUCGUAACUUUUUUUUUGUCUAUAGUUUUUCUGUAUUGAGCAUUGGUGUUCUCGCUACCAGGUGCAUGAUUUUUAUCAAUUUCUUACUUUACAUUGUGUACAUGUUCAAUAAAGUUUUUCAAAAUAAUUUGUCAUUGUCCAUGAAUUUGAGACAUGGCUGAUAAUAUUAUUUACAAAAUAUAUAGAUAAUGAAUGAGGUCUAAUAUGUCUAGCAAACACAGUUUGUUUACAACUUCCUCAAAGUAACAUUUUUCAAAGCAAAAAAUAUAACAAAAACACAAUUGGCUACCGUGCUUUACGGUUUGGUUUAACAGAACACAUUUGUUUGACAAUUGUCUGUUUUUCACAAUUACAAAGUGUAUGCAAUACAAAUGUUAACCGGCCCGAAUU